Messenger RNA from Schistosoma curassoni, 1092 nucleotides. The record is from the annotation of a GenBank genome assembly. NCBI's taxonomy places the organism in Eukaryota, Metazoa, Platyhelminthes, Trematoda, Strigeidida, Schistosomatidae.
AUGGGGAUACUUGAUAAAAUCGCCGAUAUUGAGAAUGAGAUCGCAAGGACGCAGAAAAAUAAAGCGACGGAGUAUCAUCUCGGUUUACUGAAAGCUAAGCUCGCCAAGUACCGUUCUCAACUACUGGAGACACAAAACAAAGCUACCAAGGGUGAAGGAUUUGAUGUUAUGAAAUCAGGCGAUGCUCGGGUAUCACUAAUUGGCUUUCCGUCCGUCGGGAAGUCCACUCUCCUAAAUUCUUUGACUUCUACACACAGUGAAUGUGCAUCAUAUGAGUUCACAACUUUGACAUGCAUACCGGGUGUUAUUGAGUAUAAAGGCGCUAACAUCCAGUUAUUGGAUCUUCCAGGAAUAAUAGAAGGGGCGUCACAAGGAAAAGGGCGGGGGCGCCAGGUGAUUGCUGUUGCCCGAACGGCUGACCUCGUACUUAUGAUGCUUGAUGCCACCAAGCCGGAUGUCCACCGAAAGUUACUUGAAAACGAACUAGAAGCUGUGGGUAUUCGAUUGAAUAAAAACAAACCAAAUAUUUAUUUCAAGCAAAAGAAGACAGGUGGAUUAAAAAUCACAUCAAUGGUUCCCUUAACAAAGAUAAACGAGAAAAUGACUCAAAUGAUACUGCAGGAAUAUAAAAUAUUUAAUGCAGAAGUCAUCUUUCGAGAAGAUUCUACACCGGAUGAAUUUAUUGAUGUAGUAGUUGGCGGUCGAGUAUAUCUGGCUUGUCUUUACGUGUAUAAUAAAAUUGACCAAAUAUCACUUCAAGAAGUUGACAGAUUAGCAAGACAGCCUCAUUCAGUUGUUGUUAGUUGCAAUCUAAAACUGAAUUUGGAUUACCUGCUAGAAAAACUUUGGGACUAUUUGAAUUUAAUUCAAGUAUUCACUAAAAAACGUGGACAAAAACCAGAUCUUGAUGAAGGAAUUAUUUUACGAAACGGUUCAACAGUUGAACACAUUUGCCAUUCAAUUCACAGAUCUUUAGCAUCACAGUGUAAAUGUGCUCUUGUGUGGGGAACAAGUGUUAAAUUCAGUCCACAACAUGUUGGAUUGAAUCACGUCUUACAUCAUCACGAUGUUGUGCAAAUUGUAAAGAAAUAA